Molecule: messenger RNA, 1374 nt
Organism: Rotaria sordida
Lineage: Eukaryota; Metazoa; Rotifera; Eurotatoria; Philodinida; Philodinidae
Source: the annotation of a GenBank genome assembly
AUAUAAUUUUAGACUGAAUAUUGGUCUCCUGAUCAAUUAAAUCAAGCUAAUGAUCAAAAAACAAAAGCCAAUUCAAGUAAAGAAAAAGUAUUUCAAAAUCGUUUUUGUGUACUCAAAAAGUGAGUACACUCUAGAAUCGGUCAGUGUGUCCGGCCGUCCGGCCGGCCGUCCGGCCGUUAACACGAUAACUUUUGAAAGGAGAGUCCGAUCACGAUGAAAUUUUCUACACAGUUUAGUCUUAACAAUAUCUCGGUCGAGUUCGAAGAUGAGCAUGAUCGACCGAGCCAUUCGUGAGUUAUUGCAAAAAUAGUCAUUUUUCCCUAUGGCUUCCUAUGCGAAAAUCGACCGAUCCCAGCUUUCGUAAACAACUUUUCCUAUCAUAGUUAAAUAAAACCCCAACUAUUAUAUACCAUUCGAUAGAGAAUUUCACGAGCUACAAAAUGGUAUAUAAAACAUAAAGAAACAAGAAAGCUAACUCACCUAUUGCAAAGAUAAUUAAACGGAAUUUGGUUUUGUUCUUGUCCACGCUCUAAUUGAUCUACAAUUAGAGCUCUAUCUUCCGAUCAUACAGAUGAUAGUUCGAGGUUUUCUGGGGUGGAGAACUCGAAUAUGUGCUCCAUUCGCCUCGAAAUUCCAUUGGUUGAGCAGUAACCAAUAGCAAUCAAGUUAUAGGAAAAAAGACUUUCUUAGGGUAAAUCAAGACGAAGAGUUCAAAUCUGAGCUGUAUUUACCCCAAAUCCUAUUGGUUGAGCAGUAGCCAAUAGAAAUCAAGUGUUUAUAGAAAAAGUUUGCCAGGAUAAUUUUUAUGUCUCCACAUUCUAGGAUGACUCAUCUGCCUCAUUCACUUUUUGAAGUACACAUAACUCUCGGAUUUAAAUCCGAGGUUUCCACAUUUAUUUUUUAUUGAAAAUAAAUCUAAAAUAAAAUUAAUUUUUUUUCUAGAAAAGUGAAAGUCCAGUGAAAAAAAAGAAAAUCGAAGAUUUAAGUAAAUUAGUUACUAUUAAAGAUCCAAUUGAAACAGUAUUAGCAGAAUUUCAUGUUGAACUUCGACCAUUUCUUGAUGGAGAUUAUCAAGUUUGUUUUCAAUAUAAAUCUCCUAUUGAACAAUUACAACAACAACAACAACAGCAAUUAACUGAUUCAAUGAAUCAAACAAAAUCAGGUAAACAAAAAGAUGGCGAAAAAAGUGAUCCAAGUAAAGAUAAAAAACGUUCAUCAGCUUCCAAAUCAAACCAAGAUAAAACAAAAGAUCAAUCAAAAGAUAAAAAACAAUCUAAUGCAAAUGAAGCCGAUUUAAAUAAUUUACCUCAACCACUUCAAUGUUCUAUUCAAUUUCAACUUCAUCGAUUUGUUUCAGAACAACAAAUUAUUUAA